Molecule: messenger RNA, 2793 nt
Organism: Thamnophis elegans (Western terrestrial garter snake)
Lineage: Eukaryota; Metazoa; Chordata; Lepidosauria; Squamata; Natricidae
Gene: DNAI3
Product: WD repeat domain 63
Biological process (GO): cilium movement involved in cell motility; inner dynein arm assembly
Cellular component (GO): inner dynein arm
Molecular function (GO): dynein light chain binding; dynein heavy chain binding
Source: RefSeq, a predicted model, not a curated record
AUGGAUGAAAGUCCAACACCUGCCGAACUGCGUACCUCACCUGAUAGUGAUGGUUCAGCAAAGAAAGGUAAAGGCAAAGGCAAAGGCAAAGCUAAAGGAUCACCAAAAGAAAAAGGAAGUCCUAAGGGGUCAGCCAAAGAAAAAGGAAGUCCUAAGGGGUCAGCCAAAGGAAAAGGAAGUCCUAAGGGGUCAGCCAAAGGAAAAGGAAGCCCCAAAGGGUCAGCCAAAGGAAAAGGAAGUCCCAAAGGAAAACCAAAAUCUCCUGUUAAAAAAGAAGAGGAGCCUGAUCUAUCUAUGGCAAGCAUGGGCCACCCAGAAAUAUUUCCCUUGGUCCUCACUGAAAAAACACAAGAAAUAUUUAACUGCUCUGCUGAUAUAGAUGUAACAGCUGAAAAUCCUUACAAGCUCAUUAAAAAGGAAGAUAUUAAUGACAUGAAGACAAGAGCUGCAAUUUCUGACUUCCACCCUAUCAAAAAAGUUAUACUAGAUUAUCCUGGCGAAGAGCUCCUGCUAGUCUUUGACAGAGUUAAAUAUGGACAAAUCUUUUAUCUUAUUGCAACUGAAGAAGCAAAGGAAAACAUUUUAAAUCCACCAGAGCCUGAGGAAGAGGAAGACGUUAAGGAAGGGGUGCCUGAAGAGGUUUAUAAACCUCCUGUGCCCAAACCUUUUUCGCUUGGAAGUGAAAAGGAAAUUGAAGAAGAAUCAGUCAGGGAAUCAACAAGGAGGAUUAAAUAUUUGAUUUCUCGACCACACAAAGAAUUUGGGAUUCGGGUUAAGUUCCAAAACAGAAAUGCGACACUUGAUAAACAUGCCUACGUGGAGUGUAUGCCCUAUCAAGACAAGUACUUCACCAUUCGGCAGCUAGAGAAAGAUAUUGGCGUUCAGGUAGUUCCAGAAGAAGAAAGUACUGGAACUCAGACAAAAUGGACUUAUCCCAAAAAUGCAACGACACAAUAUUACCCGAGAGAAUUUUCAGAAAAUGAAAAGGAGGUGUACUUGUCAUCAGAAGAAUUGAAAUUGAAAACCUUUAUCGUGUCUGUGGCUUUACGAGUUGAGAUUGCACUGCAACAAAAUGAAAUCAUGAAUGUUUUUUUCGAUGACUGGAAAGCUCUUGCGGAAGAGGAAAGUGGUUUUGCAGGUAAAUCUGAUGUUACCAUGAAGGAAUAUCAGUCCUUUACAGAUCUGCAUUAUCUCAAGGACAGAACUGUUAGCUGCAUCUCCUGGCACCCAACCAUUUAUGGAAUAAUUGUUGUAGCAGUGACGGAACGGCUCUCUUUUGAGGAACGAGUAGCCCAAUCUGGGAAAUUGCUCUUAUGGAAAGCCCCAAUUCUCUUCUAGUUUGCUGACCCAAUUCAUCCUCAGUUGAUGCUGGAGUGCCCUGAAGAUGUUUAUUGCUUUGAGUUUUCUCCAAAUGAUCCGAACAUCAUUGUUGGAGGCUGUCUGAAUGGACAGCCCAGUUUCAUGCUGGAACAACAAAUGGGAAAGGAGCCACACUUGGUGAGGUACUGUGCAGUCUCAUCUAUAGAAUACGGCCAUAAAUCUAUAAUAACGGAUAUACACUGGCUGCCAGAUUUUUUUGAGGUCAACAGGAUGGGUACUGUUUUUGAAAACAGAGCUGGAAUUUCUGUGCAGCUGAUGACCUGUUCACCAGACUGCACAAUAUACAUUUGGGAUCUCCGAGCUUACAGACCUACCUUACAAUCUUCAGCUGAGAAGAAAAAGGAAGAGGGCAUUAUUAAUGUUCCACCUGAUGUGCCUACCACCUUCAAACACCUAGACCUUGCCUGGAAACCUAUCAUAAAGAUCAGUCUGCCCAAGGCAGAUACAAGUGCUGAAUAUAGUCCAAUAAGAUUUAGCUUCAGAGAAGAGCACUAUCACACCAAAAUUCAAGACAAAACAUCUCUCCCAAACAAGCAAAGCAAAGAGGCAUCCAUAGAAAAAAUUCCAUAUGCGGAGAUUCAGGGCUCAAUGAUGAAACCUCUUAAGCUGCUGGAAAAUAUAAACACCAGCUUUUUUGUUGGAACUGAAGAUGGUGAAGUACUUUAUUCGACUGGAAGAUGAAAGAGAUGUGACUCAGGAAGAUUGCUUAGUCAGAAACCAUCUAACAUACACAGUACCCAUGAUGGGCUUGUUCACACUGUGCAGAUCACCAUUUUCAAAGAUAUCAUUCUCACAAUCGGAGGCUGGAAUUUUGCAAUAUGGAAAGAAGGUGUUACGGGUGGACCACUCCUUAAGUCAAACUGUGCAGCAAAGAGAUAUACCGUUGGACAUUGGUCUUUAUCAAGACCUGGAGUUUUCUUUAUUGGGAGAGAAGAUGGAAAUGUUGACAUUUGGGACCUACUGGAGAAAACCCAUGAAGCAUCUCAGACCCAAAAUAUCAGCAUUGCACAUAUUACUUCUAUUAAGCCUUGGAUGUAUUCUUCAAAGCAACACUUCCUAGCAGUGGCUGAUGAUUUUGGCACCUUGCAUAUUUUAGAAAUUUCGUGGUCUUUAAUUCACCCUUCCAGCAAUGAGCGUUCCAGUGUUCUUCAUUACUUUGAGCGAGAAGUCAAACAUCUGGAGUAUUUUGAGCAGCGGCAGGAAUUCAGAAAUGAAGAAAGGGUGGCCCUUGAGUAUGAAAAGAUGAUGAAGAGAACGAAAAUGGCUGGUGGUCAGCGAUCAAGAGAGUUAAUGGAAGAACAAGCCAAUCAAAAUUAUAUAGAAUUUUUGGAUUUGGAGAAAGCCAUAUUGGUUCGACUUGGAUUAAUCAAGGGACUAGAUAGAUUUAGCCCCUCGAGAAACUUGUUGACUUAA